This is a messenger RNA of Colletotrichum orchidophilum, 1740 nucleotides long. RefSeq lists its product as uncharacterized. Gene Ontology annotation, biological process: regulation of DNA-templated transcription. Gene Ontology annotation, molecular function: zinc ion binding; DNA-binding transcription factor activity, RNA polymerase II-specific. NCBI's taxonomy places the organism in Eukaryota, Fungi, Ascomycota, Sordariomycetes, Glomerellales, Glomerellaceae. The transcript has 2 exons. The record is from RefSeq and is a predicted model, not a curated record. The coding region runs from base 1 to 1740 and encodes 579 amino acids.
AUGGUCAAUACGGGUCACCCGAGCAGGGCAUGCAAGCUCUGUCGCGCGAGGAGGAUCAAGUGUGACGAAACUAAGCCCUUUUGCCUCAAAUGCGCCAAGUCGAAAAGAGUCUGCCCAGGCUAUCGGGAUGCAUUCGAGAUCAACCUUCGCGAUGAGACUCAAUCAACCAUCCGCAAGGCGAAGUCGGCCGCGUUACGCAAGGCUAUUCGGGAGGGUCGCGCGACGGAGCAGGAUGCGGAAGACGAAUGCCAAAAUCAACCACAGGUGAUGGAAUGGACACCGCCAGCAGCACCGCCUCCACGAAAACAGCACAUCAUUCCAAUUACAGAGGACGAUUGGUUUGACAGGUACUCAAAUUCGUCCUCUUCUGAAGCCUCGCCUUCCAUGUCGUAUGCCUCUUCGCUGUCGUACAUUAGCAAUCAGGCGCCCGACGCGUUCGUUUCGUUCAAAGACAUCGAAGGGGGAACAUAUGGCAUGCCGCACACCUUGCAGACACCUCUCGACCAACAAGCGACAUGCUACUUCCUGGCAAAUUACGUGCUUGCCCCUCCAACCGGAAUUGGCAGGGGAAUCCUCACAUUCGUCCUGCCUCUGCUGAAUAUGCCCAGCUACCAAGCGUCUCCUCUUCAAUCAGCCUUUUCAGCUGUGUCAAUGGCUGCUCUGGCCGGUAGGCCAAAUUCGCGACGGUUAUCCUCGAUGGCCCAUCUUCACUAUAGCAAAGCGUUAGAGGACUUGACUCGAGCUAUGCAAGAUAAGAUUGCUGUCAGGCAGGAUACCACGCUUGCCUCGGCAAUCCUCUUGGCCUUUUACGAAGGACUAGUCUCUGACGACGUUGAAAUGUCUGGGUUCAAGAAACAUAUCUCUGGGGCGACUGCGAUAGUCAAACUACGUGGGCCGCAACAAACGCACUCUGGCGUUGGCUUGAGCAUGUUUGAAUUUGUUCGGGCGACAUCGGUCCGGCAAUACACCUUCUUUGCAAAUAUUUCUUUGGAAGACUUGACUUGGUGGGCGCGGCAAGCAGUCUGCGACACUGUCGGUCACCAAGCUUUGGUACUAAACCUCCAAACGACGCUCAUCCGUGGCGAGGCCGACAGUUUGUUGAAGGGAGCACGAACAACUGAUAAGAUUGACAAGGCCUUGAAGCUUCUCCAAAGAGCUCGGAAAAUGGACGACGAUCUUGGCGUAUGGUUCGACAAAUGUCCACCAGCAUGGAGGAAAGUCAUCUCAGGAUCAGCUGCGGAGGUGCCAGAGGACAAGAUCGGCUUCGUUUCGGCGUUUCCGGGAACGAUUUAUGACUACCCGAACGUGUGGGCAGCCGGAAAGCACAUCAAUACUCACGUAUCUCGACUUCUCCUGAACCAGGUCGUUGUCCGCUGCAUUGCUUGGGUCUGCGCACCGAGCGACCAUACUCUGACAAAAGAAUACAUUGACGCCAACCGGAUUGGAACCGAGCAAGUUGCGGACAUCAUCUCGAGCACUCCGUACUUUUUCGGAUGGACCGGCGAUUCUCUUAGUACUCCAUACUUCCCAUGCGGGACAUCUGAGAUGCCCAAAGGCCUAGCUGGUGUUUCUUGUAUGUGGCCGUUGUUGGCUACCGGAUCGAGUCGUUUCGCAACUAGAAAACAACGGAUAUACGUCAAAGCCCGUCUUGCAAAAAUUGCAGACGAAAUGGGCAUCCGUCAAGCCGACGUUUUUUCAAAGGUGAGUAGUUUAAUCUCACUCAAUCGUUUCAACCACUGA